AUGCAAAAGGAUGAGGAUUUCUGGUUUGAGGAUGGAAACAUCGUCAUCAUUGCCCAGGAUAUCGGGUUCCGACUCCACAAGAGCAUCCUCUCAUCCGUCUCUCCCAUUUUCCGCGACCUCUUUUCCGUUCCACAGCCUGAGAACGCCGAGACGAUGGAUGGCUGCCAGAUCGUGCGUGUAUCGGACUCUGCGAGUGACCUUCGCCAUUUCUUCCGUCUGGUGAUCAGACCUAUCUUCGACUUCCUUAAUUCCGGAUAUAGGCCUUCCUUUCGUAUGCUCGCCGCUAUUUGCCGUGUCGGCCACAAAUACCAGGCCGACGCAGCGGUGGAAGCCGCUGCUCAACGGAUCGAAGGAUUCUUCCGCGGAUGGCCUCACACGCUCCAAGUGUUAGGCAAGAGGCAGCUGACCAUACCGGGUCUUAACUGGGAAGCCUUUUGGUCAAUGCACCAAGUGAUCCAGCGCACUAGCGCCACGAUUGAAGAUGCGAUCGAAGCGGUCAAUCUUGCUCGACUGCUGGGCCGGCCAGAUAUCCUACCUUUCGCGCUGUUCCUGUGUUGCGCGGGGGACGCGCUCCACUUGCGGGAUGGCGUUCCUCGGGAGGAUGGCACGGUCGAGCGACUCUCCAGCGAGGACUACUUGAAAUGCUUCAAAGCCAUCCCCCAGCUGCUGUCGACGUGCUCGACCGAUGUCCAGUCUCUCCCCGCUCACUGGAAGGAGUCGGGCUCGUCGCCCGAGUGCUCCCGCCCGGGAGCAUGCCUAGAUGUGUUUAGGAUGAUGCAUGCCGAGGACGCAACAGAGCACUACGUGCCCGUAGUGACGGAUCUGUUCACUUCGGGCUAUGCUGCUGUAUCGAGCGUGAGGAUUAUCUAA
Messenger RNA from Dichomitus squalens LYAD-421 SS1, 870 nucleotides. RefSeq lists its product as uncharacterized. Bases 1 to 870 code for a protein of 289 amino acids. Gene Ontology annotation, molecular function: protein binding. NCBI's taxonomy places the organism in Eukaryota, Fungi, Basidiomycota, Agaricomycetes, Polyporales, Polyporaceae. The transcript is spliced from 3 exons. The record is from RefSeq and is a predicted model, not a curated record.